Messenger RNA from Cylas formicarius (sweet potato weevil), 2754 nucleotides. RefSeq lists its product as uncharacterized. The coding region runs from base 1720 to 2739 and encodes 339 amino acids. The transcript has 2 exons. The record is from RefSeq and is a predicted model, not a curated record. Lineage: Eukaryota; Metazoa; Arthropoda; Insecta; Coleoptera; Brentidae.
CGUCACAAUAUGGCUUUCAAAUUUAAUUGUAACAAAAAUUAUUUAUGAAAAACUGAAGUCGAAUUGAUUGAUUGAUUCAACAUUUGAUUUUUGGUAUAUUUACUAUUUGCGAAAUUAUGAACUUUUGGAAAGUCAAUCGGGUUAGGUCUUAUUUGCCUUCAGAAAAGAAAAAGCCUUUUGUGUACUUUUUAGGGACACCUUGUAUCUGCAACCCCUACGAAUUGAGUUUUCCUAUACCGUACUUUUUUGUUUACAAUACCGGCAAAUUUCGGAAAAUUAUUUUAAGAAAAACCAACAUUUUAUGCAACAAUAGAAGAAAAAAAAAACGUUUCCGACAGAUAUUAAUUAUUAUCCUCCAAGAAUCUAGGUAGUUAACCUGGCGUAGCCAAUUACGGAGGGAGGGAGAAAAAAUAACCCGGGUGCCUCGUUAUCACAGAACUUUUCAGUCUCGUAAAUAUUUACUCAGCGAUACAGAUCUGCCAAAAUAUAGGUGCCAUUAAGAUAUCGCGUUCGGGCUCUGUCUAAUUCUUUCGAAAAUAAUGAACGUUUUUGGCUAGUCUGACGGGGCUCAAGUCGACAGGGGGUGAUAAAUGAUCCCGUUUAUUUUCGGAUUAUACAGGGCGUAUCGAUUUAAACUGGCAAGACUAUGACAUUCAAUGGUACUACGGGAGUGUCAAAUUUAUUAUUUUUAAUUUUAUAAUAACCUACACACCUAUGAAAAAUGAUAAUUUAGCAUUAUUUAAAUUUAGUUCAACUUUUUAUAUAUACAAUAUAAAAUAUUGCAAGGAUUAAAUAGUUAUUUUUAUAAAGUCAAUUUUUAAAUUUAAAAACAUUUCAAAGUAAACACAAAAUUUUGUAUUAAGUAAAAAUAAUUAUAAUCUUUAAAAAAAUGUGUUAAUUGUUGUUUCAAUGUUGUCAAUUUUGGAUGUGCCAAACUUUUUUAGAGAUACUUAAUAAUGCGUAUGUCGCUGGGCGAUUAUUUGGAUAUACCAAUCGAUUUUUAAAACAUGUACUACCGUUUUUAGAGUUUAUAGUUUUGUUAGUUUGGUUAGCCUCAAACAUAUAUAUGUACGUAUAUACAAGGUGUUUCAUAAUAAGUUUUUGAUCUUUAAGAUAUAAUCUAUAAUCUACCUAUUUAUCUAUCUAUCUAAUCUAUAAUAUAUGAUUUUAUUGAUAUAAAAUUUAUUUCUUAAAAUCAUCCAAAGAAUCACACGCUUGAUAUGAAUCACCCCGUAUACGUUCAUAAAGAUUGUUUUAAUUAUUCCAGUUUUCUAAUAAUAAAUAAGUGAGCUUUGAACCUUCGAAUAUUACAAUUACUUUUCAAUAAUUAUUUUAAAAAUGUGACGCUCCGUCUAUCGACAAAACUUAAGCACUUGUAGGGCUAAGUAUUAUACAAGUUUUUGUUGAAAAUUUUCAAAAUGCUAACUACUGUUUAUAGGGUCCCGUAUCGAGAAAUGUUCAUCAAUGAAACCGAACGGCCUUGCGGUGCGAUGCGAUCCGUUCCGGGAAAGGCACUUUUAUAAAUAAUAACUGUUGCGAAUACGGCGAGUUUUAAGAAAAACAAAAUCUUGGUUUUAUUUAGCUUUAAGAGGAAAAAUGGUCGGGACGUGUCCCCAAGACAAUACGAUGCCGCAAGCCGUAAACAAAUUGCCUAUAUAAAAUAACGAUGCAGAUUUUGAUGAGAAACAAAAUCGGUGUGUCAAGCAAGAGCGAAACAAAAUGUUACCCAUUGGUUUUUGUUGUUUGAUCUUGACCUUCGCGUCGACCAGUUUCGAACCUGUCGUCGCUUUCGAACCUGUCGUCCUCUCCCGCAACCUCCUGGAAGAAGUCGGUAUCGAAGAACCGAUCGAGAUCGAAAAGAGUCUCCAAACCGAACGUUAUCCCACCAGAGCGUGCUUUCACAAAUACGUAAUAAUGAGGGAGACCAGAUUCCCGCCCAUGACCAGCGAGACCUGGAAGGAAUACGAGGUGGUAUUCGACGCUCCGGCUCCAAAAUUUGAAGACGCGUCUCACUCUCACAAAGAAACUACCGAGUUCAACCUCACGGACCUCGAUACCGGCGAGGUUAGGUUGGCUAGAUUCGUGACCAUAUUUAAAAAUUCGUCCGUCGUCGUGCGGAAACAUACGGAAACUCACUGCGGUGAAGGGAAGUUCUUGGUCAAGAGGUACUCGAGCUGGGACGCCGGCAAACGGGUCACCAUCAAGCUGACGGACAAGGUCGAUGAAGACGUGAGAGAAUUCGACGGGUUCCUCGGUAAUACGGAGUCGCGUGCUAAAACCGACCCCAAGGAUCGAACGGAGGGGCGGCUACAUCGAAAAGGGAAGAGCAAACGUUUCGACGAAUCCGAAUUUGACUACGACGACGACGACCGAGACUUGCCCAAGUCGCUGAACGUGGGUAAAAGCAAAAGUAAAUCAGACGGAUGGGAUACCCGGAGGAAUCGUCCCGGAACCGAUCGCCUAGGCGAAUCGGCACCCCUGAAUCCGGAGGACGACGCGAAAGGGUGCUCGGGGGCGGCGAAGGUGUUAUUCCAGCUUUUUCGUUUUCCCUGCGGCUUGGAUUUCGACGAGAGCGGUAAAAUUAACGUGAAGGGAGGCUACGUCGUCAGCAAAAAGGUGAUGGUGGAGGACGAGAACGGCGGAAUCGUAGAGAAGGACAAGCACCUGUUCGCGAUACGCGAGGAUUCCAACAUCGAGCUGUCGAUGGACGGCGAAGGCCUCCGAGCUCUCGCGACUUAAAUAUGCCACACAGGG